Monomorium pharaonis (pharaoh ant) is the source of this 2461-nucleotide messenger RNA. Its product is annotated as carbohydrate sulfotransferase 11. The transcript is spliced from 7 exons. The record is from RefSeq and is a predicted model, not a curated record. Gene Ontology annotation, molecular function: sulfotransferase activity. Lineage: Eukaryota; Metazoa; Arthropoda; Insecta; Hymenoptera; Formicidae. Bases 529 to 1590 code for a protein of 353 amino acids. Gene Ontology annotation, biological process: carbohydrate biosynthetic process. Gene Ontology annotation, cellular component: membrane.
AUUCUCUCCUGACUGCACCGAGACGGAGGAGGGUACUUUCGACGCCUCGUCCCGCUUCUCGUCAGCUCUGGAAGGAAACACGUUCGGAGCGCGCCUCCGUGGACGAGGGAGCCCGAUAAACGUUCACGCGACCCCGAGGUGGUCAGGAUGCACCCGGAGCGCACUGUGUUUUACUUCAACGGGGGUGCUUUCACAAGCCAACGGAGCGCAACGACCCUCCCACGGCCGGUGGUCGCGUGGCCACGACUUGGAGAACGACCGUAUGGUGUUCGUCGCAACCCCCACAGGCCGCUUGCUGCUUAAUGCAAACGGAUUGCUUGGGGCUGGCAGCGCUUUAGAUCCAUCACUGCUGUGGAACGGAACGCGAAACAAACCGGUCAGUCGGUGUCUUCUCGACAGAAGGCGAGGGGAAUGUUUUGUCCCGCGGAUUUUAGAAAACUUUACCGUCAACAAGUCGCGAGCGAGAAGAAUACAGGCAAUACAUCCGCGUGUGACCUGUGAUCGCGUCUCGUGCCCGAUCGCGACAUCAUGUCGCGGCAGCGGAAACGCGCGCUCCUCCGGAUACUUCAAAUCGUCGUGUGCCUCGGAAUCGUUUCGUUGACGCUGAAACUGUCCCUGGCCGUCAUCGGCGACGAGAGCAGGCCCCUUCCCACAGACGACGACCUGAGAAAACUGAUGAUCGAGGCCGAGGCGGACAAUACCCGGCGAUCGUUGAACGUCGAAAGAGUGUGCAAGAAGUACAACUUAGGAUUCUAUAGGAAGCUCGUCGAUAACUCGCCGUUCAAGCAUCCGCCCGCUCCGCAGUACACCGUCUUCUAUAUGGACAGAGUGCACAACAUAUCGUACUGCCCGGUGUACAAGGCCGGCACCACGACCUGGCUGUACAACCUCUGCCUGUUGAUGAACGUGCCCGAGGAGACGCUCAACAGCGGCAAGGAGCAGUUGUCGACCAUCGCCAGGAGGGCGAUACCGGAGCUCGAGUAUCCCGAGGCCGAUCGCGUUCUGAACGCGAGCCGACGGCUGCUCGUCGUGCGGCAUCCGUUCGAGAGGCUGCUGAGCGCCUAUCGUGACAAACUGGAGAACUCCGUCGCCGGACGGGAACACGGGACGCUUCACUUCUAUCGCAAAUACGGGACCAAGAUCGUGCGGAGGUAUCGCAAGGUAAACUUCACGGGGCCACGACCGGAUCAGGUGAUCCGACGUGAGGGUGUACCACCGCCAGCCGGGGUGGAGCCAACUUUCCGAGAGUUCGUCGAUUACCUGAUCGGAACCGACCUAGGCAGUUACGGCGACGAUCAUUGGAUGCCAUAUUACCUCUUCUGCACGCCGUGCCUCGUCAAAUACAACAUCAUCGCGAAGGUGGAAUCGCUUUGGCGAGAUCAGGUGUACGCGAUCAAUAAGUUGGGAUUGCAGGACAAGAUCAAGCCCAGGUGGAGGCACAGCAACAGUUACGCUAACGCCUCCAGGAUAUACUUCAGCCAGCUGAACAGAGCGACGGUGCAGAGACUGUACGAGAAGCUGAGGCUGGACUUCGAGCUAUUCGAUUACUCGCCCGAUGCUUACUAUGAAUACGCUACGUCUGCUGAUUAAUUAAAAUCGAUCGAGUAUAACGAGCUCUGCGUGGGCAGCUACAAUUUUAUAGUAAUACAAUUAUCGUGUCUCUCCCGUGAUGUGAACCGCUGAUGUAAACCACUGACGGCGCGGAGACCGGGCACCUCCGCGUUCGUGAGAUUUUUUUUUUUUUUAAGAAAAAAAAGAGAGAUACCUCAAGCCUGAUACACGCGCACACGUAAUCCCGAUAAUUGAUGGCGCUCAAAUCACGUUACGUCACGCGACGAACUUUUGUCGACGACGAAAAUCGAUCGACCUACUUCCCAUACCUAAUGUAUCGGACCGGGGCGGUUUGUCCUAAAGUCAAGGGUCCUCGAGCGAACGCGUUAAUCGUCAGAGAUUACGAAGCAGGGCAUUACCCUGCUGACACGCGGCAGAAACGCGGCCGAGUGAAUCUCACGCGAAUUUCCCGCGGAGUCACAUCUAAAUGAAUUUCUUCAAAGAAUGACGUCAUGAUUUUUUCCAACGGUGAUAUAUUAAAGUUUACACGGAAAGAAGGGCUUUGCUGAAAUGUCUAUUGAAAAGUUGCAAGAUGCAGAUAUGAAAAUAAUUUCGUCGGACUAUCAUAACAAUUGUGUGAAACGCUCAAAUUGAUUAAUAGAAUAUCAACAACCUUGCUUAUCAUGCCUGAAUGUCCUACAAAAUUAUUUUCAAAUCUAUCUAUAUAAAAUUUUUAGAUAUUUCAGCAAAAUCAUUCGUUUUGCAUAUAAAUCCAGUUUCAAAUUAGUGGAAUUAAUUUAAAAAAUAAUACUUUCAUUUAAAUAUGCGCAAAGUAUUGCAUUUGCACGAAGUCCUCUCUAAAGAAUUAAUAACAUAACACGUUGUGUAAUAGAUUCGUACGCGCGUGAAA